AUGCAUUCAAUCGUCGGUUUGGUCGAGGAUAAAUCCACACAUUCGGUGGCAUCCGAGCCGCCUUUCAUUACUCAGUACUUCAUUUCCACCUGCCACAAGCCCAUUGGCGUCGAAUCGGCACUCCAUCCGACUAUUGAUCUUGUGCUAAACCGCCACCUCUUUGAACAAGAUGGACCUCAGUCGUCGGAGCUUCAAGUCCAGCGCCGCGAACCAGCGCCGCCCCUUUGGCGCAAUCACUUGGCUGUAUCUGAUUCUCUGCAUUUUUGCCGUCCCGAUACCAAGGGCAGCUCGAAUCGCGCGUUUGAUGACCUCUGA
Messenger RNA from Pyricularia oryzae 70-15, 315 nucleotides. RefSeq lists its product as uncharacterized. Lineage: Eukaryota; Fungi; Ascomycota; Sordariomycetes; Magnaporthales; Pyriculariaceae. The record is from RefSeq and is a predicted model, not a curated record. Bases 1 to 315 code for a protein of 104 amino acids. The transcript has a single exon.